UUUAAUAAUCAAAUUUUUGACAAGUAAAAACAGAUUUAUCAAUAUUUAUAUUUCUACUGUGUUUUUAGAUUUAGCAUUCAAAAUAAAUAAUGUGAUAUACCAUCAUGUGUAGUGAAGCGUGUAUAGAAUGUUUUUCUAGGUGGAGAUUAUGGAUAAGGCCUCUUUUUAUUCUUUUAUAUGCCUUAGCUGCUUUAGUCUUUGUACCAUUAUUUUUAGUUAAAUCCUUAGAAGAUGGUUUUAAUAAACAUGAUCAGGAGAUUCUUAUAGGUGGUAUUUUUGUAUGGGUGGCCAUUCCUUUAUCUUUUUGGGAAAUUAUACAGCAUGUCAUACAUUAUGUUCAACCUAAACUACAGAAACAUGUUAUUAGAAUAUUAUGGAUGGUCCCAAUCUAUGCCAUUAACGCAUGGUUGGGACUCAUUUAUCCAGAUCAAUCAGUAUAUGUAGAUAGUAUAAGAGAAUGCUAUGAGGCCUUUGUAAUCUAUAAUUUUAUGAAAUUUCUGUUGAAUUAUUUAAACAUGGAAAUGGAUUUAGAAGCAAAUUUGGAGCUAAAGCCACAAGUGAAGCAUAUAUUCCCGCUGUGUUGUUUGCCGGAUUGGGAAAUGGGCAGGGAGUUUGUUCAUAUUUGUAAGCAUGGAAUAUUGCAGUAUACUGUGGUGAGGCCUUUAACUACGGCUAUUUCUUUUGUCUGUAAAAAUUUCGAUGUAUAUGGAGAUGGUCAAUUUAAGGCAAACGUGGCGUUCCCGUAUUUGACAGCAGUCAAUAAUGUUUCUCAGUUUAUCGCCAUGUACUGUUUGGUGAUGUUUUACAAAGCUAGCGUCGCAGAAUUAAGACCUAUGAAGCCACUGCCUAAAUUUCUGUGCAUCAAAGCAGUUGUGUUCUUUUCUUUUUUCCAAGGAGUACUCAUACAACUAGCCGUCUACUUUGAAUUCAUCAAACCCGGUGCAGAUUCCCCUGAUCAAGGUCUAAGUCUUUCUACGAGACUCCAAAAUUUCCUGAUUUGCAUCGAGAUGUGUUUGGCUGCCAUUGCCCAUCACUACAGUUUCUCUUAUGAACAGUACCUAAUGCCCGGAUCGCCUAGCAGAAACCAAUCCUGUUGUUCAUCAUUCCUGGCCAUGUGGGAUAUUUCUGACGUGCAUACGGAUAUUAGGGAACAUAUAGGAAUAGUUAGUAGUUCAAUAAGUAGAAGAAUCAGAGGUAGAAGCAUGUACAGCAUUCCGAGAGGCGAAGAUGAAUAUGCGAAUUUAGUGUCGCCCAGGGGAGCACACAGCGUGCCGAAUCCUGGGUAUUACCAGAACGAUAGUGAGGAUAUAAUUGUUAAUUAUGGUACUGUAAGUUCUAGUCAAACGGCCAAAGUGCAUAAUAAUAAAUACAGUACGUAACCCGCGAAAAGAUAAGAUAUCGUUUUACAAGUAAUGUUAAAGGUACUUAACUGCCGCAAGUUAGAUUGAUUUUAGGGUUAGUUUUGACAGAUCUCUCGAAUAACACAGGAUUUCUUAUGAUUUCAAACAAGCAAAGCAAGUUAGUGAGGUUAGGAAUUUGCUGAACUUUAAGCUUGCUAAUAUUAUUUCAAAAGAUAGUACUGUAUCGUGCAUUUCAUCCUGAACAAUUGAAACCCUUCUCCUGAACUAAGGAUAAAACAUAAACGGUAUCGGGGGUUUUAUAGUUUAAUAAAAUGAAAGACAAAUAAUCAAGUAGGUUGUUUAUGUUUUAUUGACAGAUCUUCUUCUUCACGUGCCAUCUCCGAGACAUCAUCAUGGCUAUUCUGAUCUUAGAAUAUAGAUGAUAGAUACUGGACUGCAAAAUUACUGAAAAUGUAGUUUUUGUCUAGAGUCUAGAUGAAGACCAUUCAUCACACUGCUUUAAUCUCAUUCCAAUGCUGGCAAAACGUGUUGACAUAUUUCUCUCGAGAUUUUCAGCAUUUUUGAUAUGAUAUUGUGAUUUAAUGACGUCAAAUUUGUCGGUUUGUUCUCAUAUACGUGAAAGUUUGUUUAGCAGUAAGUGGUUGACUUCAAUUAGUGCGGUCGUAAAUAUUAUUAAAUUUAUCUGACUUGGCCCAUUGUUAAGACCGGUCCGGAGCGAUAAGCAAACGAGGUAGACAGAGUUGGUCUUUUGACAAUUAUCACUGACUAGACGGUACUCCUAUAAUAAAGCAAAGGAUUCACAAAAUUUACAAAAAUUACGACGACAAAAACAAAAAACGGAUGUAAAAUAUAUUGCUUUGCCUUAUGUACCCGAAAUUAAUGUUUUCAAAUAAGUUUUAAAAUAAAUUAAAUCUAUUUUAUUUGCUAAGAUUAUAGAAAAACAAACAUUCAAACAUAAUUUUAAAUUUUACCUGAAGCCGGGCCUUUUAUACUAUUAUCGGUUAACCCAGGAUGUUUAUAGUCGGUACUAUUUGAAGUCAACCAUUUACUGCUAAACAAACUUUACUUUUCAUGUAUUGCCACAGAAAAUUGUUAAGAGGAUUGAAAUCAGGAUUCCUAGAAGGCCAGUUAAUGGUGUCUCAUUUAUUCUGGAAUAAUUGGUUUACUGUAGCACCUGAUAAAUCAGAAGUUAUUGUCCCGUUUUUGCUGAACUCUUAAAUUGCAUCUCUUAAGUUGCAUCCUUGAAAUUCUUGGACGAAAAAGUUUAAUAAUAAAUGAGACAAAUAGAAAAGAUUAUUAAAAGAAUAACAAAAAUAGUGAAUCAAGCUGGGCUUGCAGAGUUAAUCUAUUAUUUUUAUUAUAUUUAAUCCUGCUUUAAAAUACCAAAUAAUAUGUGAUAUUAGAAACGAUUACCAUUUUGUGUAAGUGAAAAAUUUAUCGAAAACUUGAACCGUAUAGACUUAUCUCCAAAUAAUUAUCUUUUAUUACAAAUUUACCCCUUUAAAUAAUGUAAUAAUGCUUUACAGAAAUCUUUAGUUCAAAGUCUGUGAUUUUAUAGUAGUCCAGAGAAAUAAGGUUUUUCUCGUGACACAUCCCCCUCCAGGCCGAAACCAAAUUUGUUUAGUAGUAUGGAUAUCUAUAUUAUUAACCUAUAUGUUUCCUGCAGCCGAUUUUGAUGAUAUACAUAGUUAUAAACAAAUGAAGAUCGAAAAACGGUAAAUUAUCGCUUUUUUCGUCUAUUACCAAAAAGUUAAGCACUUUAAACAAAUUUGAGAGUAAGAAACUCAUAAAUGGUAUAAAAAACUUCAAUAUGGCAUUCGUUGAAUAUGUCCAACCUUAUUGGUUGCUUAGAAAAUUGCAAAAUAAAUCAUAAAUAUUGAGUUUUUAUAAAUAUUCGUAACUUAGGUAAAAAUUAACUUAGAAUCUUCUUAUUACGCGGAAUGCCGAGACUUCUUGUACUUAAAUUAUAUUUUAAAUUUCAAAGCAAUUGGUCAAAUAGUUUAAAAGUUAUUUAAUUUAUUUUUCCCAAAUUCGUUUUUUUUUGCAACACUAUAAGUCAGAAAAUUAUGAGGUUACAAUAAUACUUCGGACAGUUUAUGAAAGAAGAACAUUUAUACUAUUACCUUAAUUCAAAAUAAAUGACAAAAAAUAAUUUUAAACAGUGUAAAAUUAUUUUGCAAAAACAUGUCCAUUUUUUGCUUACUUAUAAACAAUUAGAAUAACUUUUUAACCGUUACCCGUAGAAAAAUUACUUUUUCAUAUUUAGAAAGACUGAAUUUUUAUACACAUUUAAAAAGAAAAACAACUGUUCUAGGACAUUUAGGGACAAAGUUAGCCCCCCCCCCCCCCAUUUUUUUAAUACACAUGUAUUUGCAAUAUCUAUAAUUAUUUUUUGUCAUUUUUUUUAAAUUAAAUUAAUACUGUAAAUUUUCUUCUUUCAUAAACUAUCCAAAAUAUUACUGUAACUUCAUCAUUUUCUGACUUACAGUGUUGCAAAAAAAAUAAAUUUUGGAUAAACAAAUUAAAUAACUUUUAAACUAUUUGACCAAUUGCUUUGGAAUUUAGGGUGUAAUUUCAGCACCAUAAGUCUCAGCAUUCCAUGUAAUAAGAAGGUUCUAAGUUAAUUUUUACAUAAGUUAUGAAUAUUUAUAAAAACUCAAAAUUUAUGAUUUAUUUGGCAAUUUUCUAAGUAACCAAUAAGGAUAGACAUAUUCAGUGAACGCCAUAUUGAAGUUUUUAUACGGUUUAUGAGUUUAUUACUCUCAAAUUUGUUUAAAAUGCCCAAUUUUUUAGUAAGAGACGAAAAAAGCGAAAAUUUACCGUUUUUUGAUCUUCAUUUGUUUAUAACUAUGUAUAUCAUCAAAAUCGGCUGCAGGAAACAUAUAGGUUAUUAUUAUAGAUGACCAUAUUACUCGAAAAAUUUGGUUUCAGCCUGGAGGGGGAUGUGUCACCAACACGAUAUUUUUUUUCCUUAUUUCUCUGAACUAUAGCCUAACCUGACUAAAUUUGUCCAAAAAUAUAAUUAUUUAAAAUAACACGGUCAGUGUGUAUUUUAUUUUCCAAAAAGACGAUGAAGCAUCGUUUUUAAGAUUAAUCGAUCUGAUAUAACCUUUUUAAGUAUAAACCAUAUACAUCAUUUCGCGCGCAUUUUUAAAUUUGACACAUUUGGUGAAUAUUUAAGUGACUAUAUCACGGUUCUGACUAUAUAGUGUUUAUUAGUCGUCUUUAGUGCCAACCUUUAACACUAAAAGAUUCAAUAUAGAAUUGUAAUACAGUAUGCGGCAAAAUAAACAGUACUGAAAUGAAUAUUAAAAUGUUUAAUAUUAUUAUUAUUGCUAUAUUUAGUAUACAUCAUGAUACUAUAAAUAACAAGAUAGUAUCUUCCCGUAGCGCAAAUACGUCCGAGUUCGCGCAUCGCAUGACGUAACUGCAGACCGGAAUUUGAAUUCUUGUUGUUAGCUUAUAGUCCAGGCUGUAUCGUCGCCCCCGUUAGGUAACAUAUUCCGAUUCGAUUUUGUUGCACAAACUCACUUAAAAAGAGUUCCUUAUAACAAAUACACAGAGUGCCGGGAGGUGCCGCGGUCGGAAAAUUAUUUAAACAAUUUCAAAAAAUCAAUUUUUUCACUUCAAAAAAAUCAUUUUUUUCACUUCGUAUAUUUUUUUUGAUUCUUUGGGUCAUUAUGAGCCAAAAAGGUCUCUUGUAAUUUUUCUCUAAAAUUGACUGUUGUUGAGUUAAACUCGAUUUAAAAUUUGAAAAACGCGAAAAUGGCCAUUUUCUAGGCUUAAUAACUCGGUUAAAAAUUAUUAUUAUUAUGAAAGUCAAAAAGUGACUGAAUCAAAGUUAAAAGCCCCCCUAGAGGAUUCUGAAGAAAUUUUGUCAUGAUUUUAUUACUGAGCUAUUAUUUUUAAUUGUUAACCAUGAGCGCUAAGUAAGGCGGCCGUCAAUGUGAGUGCAAGUGAGAUGCACCAUUAGACGGCCGGAAUGGUGCAUCUCUUUCGCACUCACCAUUGACGGCCGCCUAUACACAGUUAGCGCUCUUUGUUAAUAAUUAAAAAUAACAGCUUACUAAUAAAAUAAUGACAAAAAUUUUUUCAGGAUCUUGUAGGGUGGACUUUAAACUUUGAUUUGGUCACUUUCUAACUUUCAUAGUAAUAAUUUUUAACUGAGUUAUUAAGCCUUGAAAAUGGCGAUUUUCGCGUUUUUCAAAUAUUAAAUUGCGUAUAACUCGACAAAAAUAAAUUUUAGAGAAAAAUCACAAGAGACCUUUUUUGCUUAUAAUGAUCCAAAAAAUCUAAUAAAAUUUAACAAAUCGAAAAAGUUAAUGUUUUGAAUUUGUUUAAAAAAAAAUGUUUAAACAAUUUUCUGACCGCGGCACCUCCCGGCACCCUGCGGAUUUGUUAUAAGGAACCCUUUUUUAGUAAGUUUGUGCAAAAAAAUCGAAUCGGAAUAAUUUACCUAACGGGGGCGACCAUACAGCCUGGACUAUACAACCGCGAGCAAUUCAAACUAAUCGGAAAUCAUUCGGUCAUUACGAACUUGGGUCUCCAGUUACGUCACGACUCCCUUCUCUUCGAGAUGCGCAAUAUAUUAUCUUGUUAUUUAUAGUAUCAUGGUAUACAUCAUAUACCAUAAACCCUUGCAAUCAUUAUUUACGACUACGUUUCCGAUAAACCAGAUGUUAAAUAUGGUCUCUAGCACGAAAAAAAUCUUUUUCUAGUCCACAAUUCCAGAAUGUCAGAUGGUGGAUUAGUCUGCUCCCUUCAGCAUUCCCCAUGUGUACGCAUCAGAUGGUGUUAGGUUUGGUGAGUGGCGAUCUCCCAAAAUCAUCGCCCAGUAUUCGAAGAGACUCCCUGGCCGUGUGACAGGUUGCCCCGUCCUGUUGAAAUCAUUGUUGAUUUUAAGCUUGGAUCGUUUUCGCGACCUUUUCCGUAUGGCCGAAAAUAGUACCCCGCGAUAAAAAAUUUUUCUGCAAUACUGAAAACCAUCCUAAAGUAUCUAACAUUAACUAGUGAUGUUGAUUAUAGAUACUUUCGAGUAUUCGUUACAAAUCGUUACUUUUGUAUAAAGUACAUAAUCAUUUACAGUAUUCGUUACUUUGAUUACUAUGAUUACUUUUGUAUUUGAGUACCGGUAAUCAUAUCGAGAAUCGUAUUUCUCAGUAGGUGGGUAUUUUGUAUAGGUAUUCGAUAUAAUAACGACCUUCACGAAUUACGAAGUAAUCAGAGUAAUCAAAGUUAUCAAAGUGGAUACAAUAGUCGUUACUCGCUCUGAUACGAUCGGUACGAAGUAAUCAGAGUAAUCAAAGUAGAUACAUGAGUCGUUAUUCGCUUAUUACGAUUGGUAUGAAGUAACGAAGUAAUCAAAGUAGAUACAAUAGUCGAGUAAUCAAAGUAACGAUUUCCCUCUCUGUAUAGUAAUCGUUACUUUCGGUAUUCGUAAGUAACGAGUACUUUCUAACGAAUAGUUACUUUUUCAACAUCACUAACAUUAACCCGAUUUUCACAUACGUUAUAACGACGUUCGGAAACGACUCGGUACGUUUCGGCGCAUGACACAUACAAAUUUGAGCCAUACUCAUUUCAGUACUGUUUAUUUUGCCGCAUACCGUACAAACCAUGAUUAGUAUGUGGCUAUGAACGGGCUUUACAUAUUCAAAUUGAAUAAAUUAACUAGAAGUGACAAAAAUGUACACCCAAAUGUGUCAAAUUGUGUUAUAUUAUUUAAAUUGUAUUUAUAGUUAAGCACAUAUCGCCAUUUCAUCGAUUUCAAAGCUUUAAGUGUUGAAAUUAUAUACCAUUUAUGAUUAAGAUUAUAAGAAAUGAUUAUUUAAAAUUAUAUAACUUUAUAUUAAAAAUUAUUUUUCAAAAAAUAUAUGGAAUUUUCAUUAUUAUGUC
Messenger RNA from Diabrotica virgifera virgifera (western corn rootworm), 7256 nucleotides. Its product is annotated as transmembrane protein 184C. Bases 105 to 1379 code for a protein of 424 amino acids. Lineage: Eukaryota; Metazoa; Arthropoda; Insecta; Coleoptera; Chrysomelidae. Gene Ontology annotation, biological process: transport. Gene Ontology annotation, molecular function: transporter activity. The transcript has 7 exons. The record is from RefSeq and is a predicted model, not a curated record.